Molecule: messenger RNA, 1182 nt
Organism: Aspergillus uvarum CBS 121591
Lineage: Eukaryota; Fungi; Ascomycota; Eurotiomycetes; Eurotiales; Aspergillaceae
Exons: 4
Coding region: 135-1007 (290 amino acids)
Biological process (GO): regulation of transcription by RNA polymerase II
Cellular component (GO): nucleus; NuA4 histone acetyltransferase complex
Source: RefSeq, a predicted model, not a curated record
GCUAAUUUGCUUUGCUUGCAUUUGCAGACACCGAGAGCUACAAGGAAGCUCAAUCGACCAGAUCAGCCCGUCUCUUAGCUGUUCUGUCGCUCACUCACUUCUCAGCACACGCGCGACACACACUAAUAAUCACUAUGCCCCCUCGAAAGAAAGCCAAGCUCACCCCCCCAGGCGGCAGCACCGAGCCUCCCUCCGCAAGCGCCGCGGCCCCCCCCGGGGGAACCCAACCGCCCGCAGACUACGACCCAGUCACAGACCCUUGGACAGAUGAGCAAGAGACAGCCUUAUUGAAGGGGAUCAUCAAAUGGAAGCCCGUCGGCAUGCACAAACACUUCCGCAUGAUCGCCAUCUCGGAAUUCAUGAAAAGUCAAGGAUACGCGCCCGCCAAUGCAGAACAUACUCGAAUCCCCGGGAUCUGGAAAAAGCUAGGCACCUUGUACAACCUUCCAGCUCUGGAUGAACGUGAAGAUUCCUUGAUCACCGAAACCUCCGAUGAUGUCGACGGCACAAGGGAGUUCUACUGCCCAUUCGAGCUGCCCGAGGACGAAUACGGCGACUUGAUGUUCGAGAGGAGAUUGGCCAUGGAGGGAUCCCCGUCGCCGGAUCCGAGUGGACCGGCGGACUCGCGAAGAGGGAGCACGGUGGCUGAUACGGAUGAACCCCGCUCGUCUCCCGCGCCGUCGCGAGGAAGGAAACCCGGUCGUGGUGGGCGGCAAGGAGGGCGCGGUACGCGCUCGUCGCGACUGCAGGUUGAGAUCGAGACUCCCGGGAAAGGCUCAGGCAACGGCGAAGACGAUGGGGAUUCGGGCGAUGAGUCGGAUGAAGGCGAUGAGGAGGGUUCGGACGGGGUCAAGGACGAUAGCGAUCCGGACGAGGAGGCCGAUGGAGAUGCCGGGGGCUCGCCGACAACACGGAGCACGCGGGCGCAAACGUCUCGGUCGAAACAGAAGGAGAAGAAGGGCGCGGGAACAGGCACGAGACGAGGCGGCCGGAGACGACAGGCUUGAGGAACGAUGUUUGGUGUGCGCAUGAUUGUUUUUCUUACUACUGCAAGAGUUGAUACCUGGAGCUAAGAGCUGGCGUUUGGGGUUUGUCUAUCUUUGUACGAUUACCUUUGCCUAUUUCGGUAUCACCGCAUUUCAUGUGAUAUCCAUGAAUUCUCACCGGAUUGUUGAUCAUGCU